Theileria equi strain WA is the source of this 4821-nucleotide messenger RNA. RefSeq lists its product as hypothetical. The record is from RefSeq and is a predicted model, not a curated record. Gene Ontology annotation, molecular function: protein binding. The transcript is spliced from 6 exons. Lineage: Eukaryota; Apicomplexa; Aconoidasida; Piroplasmida; Theileriidae. The coding region runs from base 1 to 4821 and encodes 1606 amino acids.
AUGGACGCAUUGGAAUAUGACGAAGAAUUCCUCUACUCUCUCAGAGUAAACGACCUGGAAGAGGCGGUAAAACUCCUGAAUGCAAAGGUGAUAUCGGGACCAAAUUAUGCAAAUGAAGAUGGGAAUACGGCACUUCAUUAUGCAUCAGCAAAUAAUCUAGUCGAUGCCAUAAGAUUCCUACUCGAGGAGUGCAAAGUCAAUUAUGUAGUAUACAACAAGUCUGGCAAUUCACCUCUUCAGUGGGCCAUACAGACUAAAGCAAAGGAUGCUGUUCAAGAAAUUUUGAAACAUGAUUACAGAGUGCAUAGAGAAGAGUAUGAACAAAAAGGACUAAAACUAGAUUGCAAAGAUGAAACCAAACGAGAUGUUAGCCCUGAAUCCGUCAGGGGUUUUGUUGCCCUUGUUCAUUCCAUCAAGAAAGGACGGACAUUUAGGCUAAGUAGAGAACUAGGCAAUGGUGAGAGACUAGAUGAGGAUGCACAAGUUCUAUAUGGUGUUACUAAGGUAUCAGUAUAUUACUGGGUUGGUGAUGGAAACCAUGAAAGGCCACUUCUCUUGGAAGUAGAGACUGAAGAUGGUCAUAAGAAGUACUACUACAAAUAUGGUGGCGAACCAACUCCACACAUUUGGAAGCUCAAUAUAGGUAAGCAUUCACUACAGGUCCGACUUGAUGACAGAAACUGCGGUAUAAACAAUGCUGUCGUGUUUAACAUAGAAAAUUCAGAAUCUGGAUCUCUCCCUAAAAACUCUGAAUCUGAUUGCAUAAAGAGCAGAAAGAUAGAACUUGGUGGUUUUCAACAUCUUGCUGGUAGUAACUAUGUUUCUAAAGCACAUAGAAUAACUGAUCUUGACGGUAAAUAUAUUGACACAAAGAUAUCAAGAGUAACUUUGAAUGAUAGAUCUACUGAUAUUGAUCCCACUAAGUACGGUCCAGUUUCUCAAAUAAGACUCUACUCCUAUCAAGGUAGUGGAAAUGUACCUCUUAUGAUUGAAUUUAUAGAGCAUGGUACUAAAAAGACCACCUUUUAUGAGAGUACAGAUCGGAAUCAUCUUAGUUGGAGAGAAGUCGGUAGUGGUAACAGCUUCUAUGAUGACGGAGGUCUCCCAUUACCUGCUCUUUCUGAAAAGCUUGACGAGGUAUUAUGCUAUCACUAUAGUAAUGUUACAUUGGAUAUAUCCUACACCAAAUCUAGAUCGGGACAACCAUAUUGUUGUGAACAUCAUAAAGAGGAUAGGGAUAAAAGAGUAACUGUCACCCCUGGAGAGAUAACAGUAGAUAGUUCUCCAAUGACUAAGUACUACAAGCAUUCCAUUAAAAAUGGAGAGAACAUAUCUGGUAUUAAAUUUUAUGAGAAUGGCGGUCAGGAUAAAAGGAAUAAGAUAAACCUUUUAGGAUCACCAUUUCCAAUAUCUGUAAAGAGUGUUUAUGUAUUUUACUGCACAGGGGACAGUCCAUCGCUCAUAUACGUCGAUACUGGAAACCCUACAGCAAGAGGUUGGUAUAAGGAUAUUGGUAGUCAGUGGGUGUGGAACCCGAAACUUAGUGUUAUAAACUCUAAUGACAUAGAUGGUAAGCUUACUUGUGCGAAGUGGACUAGGCUAAAAGAGGUGCUCAAAGAAUGUAAUUGUACUUCCUUAAAUGAUUGCUCCGAUCCUAAUAAAGCUGAUGAGGAAAAGGAACUCAAACGACAAGAGGAUAAAGCACAAAGAGAACGAACUCAGGCGAUAACUAUACAUAAACAACCAGAUACUACUCUUCCUACAGUUAAACCUAGACUCUCUUCAGGUUCUAAUGGUUCCGGAAGUAGUAGUGAUGAAGGAAGAUCUUCUAGUAGCGGUUAUAGUUCAUCCUCACCACAGAUUCAAGUACAAACACAAACAGAUUCUGGAGUAACCAUUAAGCUUAAAGAAAACCAAAAGGUAAAUAAUGGCGGAACUCCUCAUAAAUAUAAAGAUACUCUUGGUGGUAAAGAUAUUACUGUCAUAAGAUCUGAAACGUACUCUGGCUUCUACAAGUAUACUCAUACCUUAACAACAUCAUCAAAACUCGAAAAAAUAGAAGAUGAUAGCAAUCAACCUAUUCCAGGACCUACCAAUAUAAAUAAUGUCUCAUCAGUUGCAGCUUAUUACUGGAUACACGAGACCACUAAGAAUCCAUUGCUAAUUGAGAUAGACGAUAGCGGUGAUUUUAAGUACUAUGAAAAUAUAGGGAAUGUCUGGAGUAAGUAUGAGCAUACAUCAGAAUCAACAGGUAAACUAAAUGAUACCCAGCUUGUCCAUAGGCUAACCUUGCUCAAUUGUGAGAUCAACGAUGUUGUUAAAAUAGAUGUUGGAAAACGGAGUAGUUAUGAUCCUUGUAAUGAACGAGAUAAUAGACCAAAUUAUAAGCAUACUAACGACAAGAUCGUUGUUUUCAAAGAUACUAAUGCAUCCAAAAAUUUACUAAGCUACUCUGUUUACACUCAUAGGCUCAAGACAAUUGGUACAUCUACACAAAAUUUUCACAUAGCAGGUUUUAAAGAUUCUUAUAGAGGGACUCUUACUGGAAUUUCACAUGUUACGAUCCUAGAUGUGAAAGAAGUUAAAGUUUAUAUCUGUGAUAGACCUCUACUGAUAUAUCUCGAUACUAGUUCGAGGAGUUACUUCAGGAAAUGGUAUAAAUAUGACGGUAGUGGUAAUUGGACAGUAGUUUCUAUUAAAGAUAAUCCUUCAUACAACAAAGAUUACGAUAAGAUACUUGGAAUACUAGACGGACUGAAUAGCGCGUGUUCUCCCCCUGAGGUCACUAUUGAUAUUGAGAAAAAGAAAGGUCGAUACAGAGAUCCUAAUUCCAUCAGGAGAGUAAUGAUAGAAGUUGAAAAGACCGAAGGUUCAAGUCAAAAGGGGGAUCCUCCAGAGCAUUACAAUAGGUAUGAUCAUAUAGUAGUUGGUAAAGAAGAUAGUUACUUUACACUCUCUGGACUUUUAUAUAAUGGAAAUGGUCAUGAGAAUAAGAUCAGCGCUAUAAGUACUAUGGAAAGUGUUACUUCAGUCUCUGUCUACUAUUGGCAGCAUCUUCCUACCGGGAGACCUUUACUCCUAAGAAUUGAGCAAGCUAAGAGUAAGAGUGAUCCCACAGGCGCUAAGACAUAUACUUGGUACGAGAAUACAGGUGAAGAUGGAAAUAAAAAGUGGGAGAAAUGGGAAAAUGGAUCCACAGAUGGCCUCCAAAAUAAACUGACUCUCAUUAAUUGCCGUAUUAAUCAUGUAACUGUAAUUGACAUUUCAAAGAAAUCUAAUGAACAAUACUGCCAUGAAGGUGAUGAACAUAAACCUUGGCUAAUUAAGGUUGAGAAUGCCAAACAUGAUGAACCCUAUAAAAAAUUGGAAAGCCUUGCAAUAUACAAACAUUCUAGACCAAGUGGAGGAAAGUUUCACAUAUCUGGUUUUAGAAAUGGAUCUACGGAUAUUACUCUUCAAGAUCUUACUCCAUCUUUACCUGCACUGUAUGUAGAAGAAGUCUUUGUCUAUUUUUGCGGUUCUACUAAAGAUGGCAAACCUCUGGUGAUGAACUUUAAACGUAGUACUAAUGGUAAACCAAACGACCAAGAGGAGGAUGUAUGGUACAAGCAACCUCCUGGAAAAGAUGAGGGUCAUUGGGUCAAACUAGAUCCUAAUGAAAAGCCCAAAGAAGGUACUAGUAGAGAUGCUUCUCCUGAAGGUAAUAAUCCUGCUGGACCUCCUUCUACUCCUCUACCUCCUGCUCCCGGAGAACCUGCCGCUCUUGGUGCUGAAGCUGGUAUUCUCGCUGGCGCUAGCCUGUAUGGUAUCAUAUCUGGCCCUCUUUCCGGAUCCGCUGGUCUUACUGGACUUGAAACUCCACUACAAGAUGAAUGGAAACUUGAUUCAGUAGCAAGGGAAUUCUACGGCAUUGUAGAAUAUACCGAUGCAUAUAAAGAAAUUAAUCGCAUAGACUUGCUAAAAAAGAACCUUUUCGGUAAUAGUCCCCUAUCUGAUGCCUUUAACUCGAAUGAUCUCGACAUAUUGCAAGUUAUCCUAGAACACCCCGUGGCUGGUGUAUUGGAAGAGGCUCAAGGUGUUUCUAUGGAGGAAGAAGAAGAAGAUGCCAAAACUACAGGCCCACAAAAACACGACAUUAUCAUUCACAACUUCAAAUUUGGUGAUUCAAAUGUCAAGAUAAGAGAAAUGGCAAUACGUGGGAGCGAAAUAUUAGAUGCCAAAAAUGCAGAGUUUGACCUCUCAGGAGAAAUUGUCUGGGAAUCCUCAAUCGUGGCAUCACAAUGGCUUAGCAUGUUGAUUAAAACUGGAAGUUUGAGUGGAAGGAAUGUACUAGAGCUUGGUGCUGGAUGUGGUCUCUUGGGACUUGCAGUUCAUGCAUGCGGCUUGAACUCUGGAUCCCCUCUAGACGUCCUACUUACUGACUACUCCACCCAGACAAUGGAUAAUCUGAAAUUUAAUGUUGACUUGAAUGGGUCAAAUGUAAAAAUCGCACAACUUGAAUGGAACGAUGACAAGACUUGGCCAAAGGUUCCAUAUCCAUGUAUUAUCGGAAGUGAUCUUGUCUAUGAAUCGGACCUUGUGAAGCCUCUUUGUAAUGUAGUUUCUCAACUCUUGUCAAAGCCUGACGGAGAGUUUUUCUAUGUAUUCAAGUCCACCAGAAAUGGUGCGGAUUUACUACCAAAGGAACUUGAAAGCCACGGAUUAUUGGUAGAAAUGCAGCCGGCUCCAAAGGAGUUUAUGGUCAAUCCUCUCGUUGACAAGGAUCAGUACGAAUUAGUUGAGCUACUUGUGAGGGAGGAUGAGUGUAUGGAUGAGGAGUAG